Molecule: messenger RNA, 13244 nt
Organism: Siniperca chuatsi (mandarin fish)
Lineage: Eukaryota; Metazoa; Chordata; Actinopteri; Centrarchiformes; Sinipercidae
Gene: crebrf
Product: creb3 regulatory factor
Exons: 10
Coding region: 354-2498 (714 amino acids)
Biological process (GO): response to unfolded protein; regulation of transcription by RNA polymerase II
Cellular component (GO): nucleus
Molecular function (GO): RNA polymerase II transcription regulatory region sequence-specific DNA binding; DNA-binding transcription factor activity, RNA polymerase II-specific
Source: RefSeq, a predicted model, not a curated record
CACGCGCUUUCCAGGAACCCGUCAGGAAGAAGAAAAACAAAACAAACCCGAGAGAGCUGUAACAGCGUGUGGACUCCAUUGAAAAGGGGGCCUUAUUAUCUCCAACAGGGGAACCGACACGAAGCGAGACGUAUGCGUGGACGUCCUAAAAACCUGAAGCAUACAGAGAACCACACCAGACCACAAUAAACCGGACCAGGUUGAGCCCGCCCCCAGCCUUGCAGGUUGCAUCCACCAGCACUCUGCCAUUGUCUCCUUUAGAAGUAAUUUAUUGUGCUGAUCAGACAACGUCACACUUCUGGGACUGGACAGGAGACCCAGAGGUUCCUCCCCGCUGGAGCAACCGCCUGGCAAUGCCUCAGCCCAGCGUCAGUGGGAUGGAGCCUCCCUUUGCGGACGCCUUUCAGAACUACUCGUUUGCUGAUCAGGCCCUGACCAGCACUGACCUGCUCGCCACCAGCUCUGACCCAGAUUUCAUGUACGAAGUGGACCGAGACAUGACCCACCAGCAGAGCCCCUGUAGGGACAGCAUGGUGGGGGUCGGGGACGGAGGCAAGGAUGUGGAAGGCUGUGUGGAUCAGCUCAUGAGCCUGGGCGAAUGUGAGACAGUCUGCAGCAGCUCAGUGUUCGAACAGUGGGACUCUUACUGGGAAGACCUCACCAGAUACACACGGCUGGCCAGCUGUGACAUCUGGGGCACCAAAGAGGUGGAUUUCCUUGGAUUGGACGACUUCUCUAGUCCCUACCAGGACGAGGAAGUGAUUAGUCAAACCCCAACGCUGGCUCAGCUCAACAGCGAAGAUUCGCAGCCUGUGUGUGAGGCGCUCUACCCCCCUGCUGACCUGGUCCUGCCUGCCCUCCAGCCUCAGCUGUCCCAGCUUCCCUGUCACAGUAAGAGACCCCUGGUCCCUGGCCAAGCACGGCCCUCCCCAAGCUCCACAUCCUCUUCCCGUCCUUCCCGCAGCCUUUUCCCAGAUGUUCCAGAAGGCUCCCAAAAAGCCACCAGACCUGUCCCCUCCAGCACUGAGACUAUGGCCAAGACACAGAACCACCUCAGUCUCACCCAGGACCACGGCCAAGCUCAAACCAAGCCCCAGGGGCGAGGAGCGAAGAUGGCAGCCCCAACUUCUCUCGGCUCUGACUUUGUGCGGAAGGCUAAAGUCCGUGUGAGUACUGUGCCUAAAACUCAGCCUGACAAGCCCCCCCAGACGGAUUUUGAGAGGUCAGAUCCCCCUCUACCUCUCUCCCAGCCCCAAGAUGAGAAUGCCUCCACUUCAGCGAGCGCCAUCUUGGUGGGACUUCCUGGUGCUGCAGCCGGUGGCUCUGGCAGCCUGACGAGCUUUGAAAAGAGGACAGAGGGGACAGCAAAGAGAGAGAUGCCUGUAGGCUGGUCUGCUACCAUGCCUCAACUGGUUGAGGCAAGCCAGGCUCUGGAGAGCAGCACAUCUGGGCUGGUCAGCGGCAGUGAUAGUGUGGCGGGGGCAAGCGGCGGCGUUCUGGUAGUCGAGGGUACGGAGAAGAGCAAGGAGGAGGAACACAACUACUCUCUGUUCCUGACCCGCAGCAGACUGGCUGGCAGAGCCCACUCCCUGCUGGAGGAGGACGAGGAGGAGGAAGACGAGGAAGAGGCGGAAGAGGAGGAAGCCGAUGGGCUGGAGCUAGAUGACGAAGACCAUGAUGAGGGUUUCGGCAGCGAACAUGAGCUGUCUGAGAAUGAAGAGGAGGAGGAUGAGGAGGAGGAUGAAGACUACGAAGCAGAUAAAGAUGACGACAUGAGUGACGCCUUCUCUGAGCCAGGCUGUGACAUGGAGUUGAUGGAGGACAUUAAAGGCCUGACAGCAGGAGUCUCCAGCCGGAAGAGAGGCAAGCGCCGUUACUUCUGGGAGUACAGCGAGCAGCUCACCCCCUCCAAACAAGAACGUAUGCUUAAGCCGUCUGAGUGGGACAGACACACGCUGCCUAGCAACUUGUACCAGAAGAACGGGCCUCUCCAUGGAAAGUAUAUGCUGAAGAAGUCUCGCCGCACAGACGUAGAAGACCUGACUCCCAAUCCACGCAAGCUGCUGCAGAUCGGCACCGAGCUCCGCAAACUGAACAAGGUGAUCAGCGACUUGACCCCCGUCAGCGAGCUGCCGCUGACCGCGCGGCCACGGUCCCGUAAGGAGAAGAACAAGCUUGCAUCCAGAGCUUGUCGUUUAAAAAAGAAGGCCCAGUAUGAAGCAAACAAGGUGAAGCUCUGGGGACUCAGCACAGAGUACGAUCGGCUGCUGUUUGUGAUCAAUGCCAUCAAGGAGGAGAUCGUGGCCCGAGUGGAGGACUCUUCUCCGCGUCCAACCAACAUGAAUGACACCCUGGAGCAUCUCAUCCAGGAGACACUUGUUGCACCACCUGUUGCUGGGCAGACUUCAGACUUCGUCAACAAGAUCUUGGAGAACACAGGACGCGGCGAUCCCACCGGUGGUCUGGUCGGCCUGCGAGUCCCCACCUCCAAAAUCUAGACAAACCGCGGUCCACUGAGAGGAGUGGACUAAAUAUUACCACCCUGCUGUCCCAUUGUAACUAUGCUCCCCUCUGCAUGCCCCUCCAACCCAGAGUACAUACACAUUGUUAGUCACACAAACACACAUACCACUCCCUGUGUGUACGUAUGUGUGCUUGUUUUAGCCAUGCACCUGUAUGGCAUACACCCUAGCUUUCUGUCUCUGCACACUGUGCGCAGAGUCAGUGCGUCACUGUCUCCCAACCCAUCGUGAGCGUCUGUUGGGAAAGCGCCUAUUAAAGCAAGGUAUGGUUAGGUGUAUAGCUAUUAGCACAUCCACUGGUAAUUAUUAGAUGUGUUUAACAUAGCAUUGUGUAGGGUCAGUUCUGUUGAAGGACUGCUUCCAGGGCUGAGACAGAGACAGUCACACGAGUGUAACCACUGGAAUACUUUCACACAAUUUGUUUGAGGUUGAAUUGUUACACAUCAGACACCAUCAGGGGUUGAUAAAGUUCCAGUAAUCAUUUCCUAGACGAGGUUCACAUCACAUGGCAACAAAAAUUAACUCCAGGAUGUUAAAUUGACCUACUCAGUAAAGUACUUUGAUGAAAAGCUUUGGUUGCCAAGACAGCUGCAGAGACAAAAAGCAGCGUGCUCCGAGGCAUUACAGGGUGGCAGAAAAUAUUUUGUAUUGAAGGCCUAAAUAUGUUCAUGCCAUCCCCUGUUUGCCAAUCAGGUCUGCUGUUGUUGAAAUAUAGGAGUUAACUUUUAGCAAAUUAAAGUUCAAAACAAAAAAGUAGUAAAAGGUUAAGCUUUAACAAUUAAGCGUCAGACAUCCUGCGGGGUUGAUGUUUGCGACAGGCAGGAGGAAGCUUAAUUUCUAAUUUUGACAACGUUAACUUAAACAACAGGAGAUAGUAGACCAUGUGCAGAGGAAGUGCUUGUAGUUUUGGUGCUUUUUGGCCUUGUGCUGGUUAUAACUGGACUAGGUGAAACGGGCAUUUUGCCAGUAUGGGAGCAGAUUGUGAGGAAGAUGAUGUUGGUGAUGAAGAUGGCAUAAGCAGUGAUCCAUCUCCUCUAGGAAACUGUAUGUAAAGUGUCUCCCAGUGAAAAAUCGGCACCGGCUCCCCUUUUUGUACAGUAGAGAUGACCAGGCUAACAGUUUGGUGUGUUCAUACUAGUGUUUGAUCAGAGCUCUAUUCAUUGUGCCUUGUGUAUGUAUGUGUGUGUUUCUGUAAGUCUGAGUGAGUGUAUGUGUGUAUGUGUGUGUGUGAGAGGGACUGAAUGAGAAGAGGUGAUUGGUCAGAACUCCCUGAGGUCCAGCCAAGGAAAGGACUACUUUACACUGAGGGAGAUUGUUAGUGAAUGCAAGGAGGGAGACACCUGUGGGGUUUGUGGUGUAUUUCAGUUGUCUAAAGAUAUUCUGAAUGUACAUAAAAGAAAACGGAAGCUCUCGUUGCGUGAUGCCACAGAGUCUGUGUAUAUAGGAGGGCUCUGCAAUAGAUUACUUUUGGUUUUUGGUACUCUGUCUUUAGGGAUCGGGGGAGGGUUAACAGAUAUUUUCGUUUAGAGUUAUAAAAAAAUAUUUGCACACUAUAUUUUGAUUGUUUUUUGUACCAAAGACACAUGCAACGAAAUGGCGACCAGCCAGUAAAAGUAAGGUUUUGCACAGCUUACCUGACGCCGUAUUGAAUGUAAGAAAUGUGGGAGGGUCAGGGAACCUCAUAGAACUGUGAAAUUAGCUUGGGUCCAAUUCUGUACAGAAAAGGAACAUUCAUUAAUUUUUUUUUUAAAUCUAAAAAUGACCCCAUCUGUGGGCUUCUCCAGUAGAUUUGUUGCUUAGCAAGCACUUCAUUCCUGAACUGAUUCCUCCCUCCACAUGCUAUUUGUGUUAAUGGCGCUAUCUAGGACAAAACCCAAGAGCGCUAGUAGAUAAGCUAUGUUACAUUUUUACUUGUUUGUCAAAAUGUCACCAACAGUAACCAAAAUGUUUUGUUCCUGUAUCACUUGUUUGAUUUCUGUAUGUAGACGAGGUCUAGUUCAUCAACAAAAUAUUAACUGAAUUGUGUUUUAAAGUACUGUAUAUAAAAACAUUAAUGAUAUAUACAUCAAUGGUGAUAUGCCACUUUUCAUGACAAUUGAUUCAUUUUUAAGCAUGACACAUUUCUAAAGCCUGUCCUUGCGUCAAGAAAGUUAGAGGAAAAAACACAAAAACCAAAAAAAAAAAGUUUGUGUUAUAUUUUUGUACUUUAGCUGCCUGCUAGCUUUCCUGUUGGUUUGGAAGUAUGUGUUGGUUGCAUUCUCCAAGUGGAGAGAAGGAGAUGUGGAGGACAAGAGGAAAAAGUUCUCAAAGAGCAGCCAGUCAAUCUGAUCCGGUCUCUUUUGCCGUUUGAGUGAAAUACAGAGAAUCAGGACUGGAUUUAUUUAAAACACAAUACAGCGAAGCCAUGGUCUAGUUUGAAUGGUCUAUAAAGAGAAUGAGGACAUGCUGUCUUUAGUGAGGACAGGGACCUGUCCAGGAAAGCAAGAAACUCAGAGGACAACAGCAUCGAGAUGUGACCGCAGAUGAGGAACCAGCUGAAUGUUGUCCCAGAUUGAUCUGGAUUCAGUGUUGUCAUUUAGACUUUCACAGAUAUUCCUUCUUUAACCAUGAAGUCGGUUGAAUUUUGCAUUUCCUGGGAUUGACAUUGCUGCCUUUUCAGGUUGCAUUGCUGAAUUUUAUCUUCCUGGCCCUGCAUUCGGUCCUCAGCUUACAUCCUUCCUGACCGGUCACAGCCGCAAAGAAUAACUCACUAAAACACAGAGUUACAAUGUCCAGGCCACAUUUUGGCAACGUGUCCAACCUUUAAAAAUGCAUGACGCCUGUAUGCUUGCUUCCUUACUGACUCCUCAGAGGAAGCACUGGCAUUCCCAGAAAUUUAAAAAUUCUGCCAGAAUUCACUCGGUUAGCAGGCAAAUACAAACAAAAAAUUUGUGUUUAACAAGGCUGAAUUCAGGUCAGUUUGAAGUGAAGAAAGUCCUCCUUCACAGAAUGAACUUGAUGUCUGAUGAUGGUGAUGCAGAGCUGUGGUCUUUCUGUAUCGUGUGAUUGAACAACAGCUAGUGCUACAUAUAUAUUUUUACUGUUUUCCGUUCUGUCUAAAAAGGGAGAAAUGGUGCUUUUUUGAAACUAGAAUGAUGAGUAUCCAUGAUUCUUAUUUGACUUCUUAGUCUAGUUGUAGCCUAAUGACUUGCUUUCCCCUACUGUCCAUAGCUAUUUUCUUAGUAGUGAUUCGUUUUUGUAAAUAGACAAUAAGUUAAUAUGUAUCUUCUUAAUGUUAGAUAUAUGUAUAGAAUACUCUAUCUUAUAUGUUUGAAAACAAAAGCACUUUGUCCAAAAAAGACAAAAAAAACAAAAACAAAAACAAAAGCAUUUUUUUCUUCCAUUUGCUGCUAAAAGGCCUGGUGUGAAUGCUGCAAGUGUCCUUGACUACUUGCUAGGAUAGGUCUAUUACCUGACUUGGCUAGGUCUAUAAACUAGCGAGGAAUAUGUGUAUGGUCUGACGAGGGUUAGAUCUACAUGUUUCUGGAGCCAUGUAAUGAUAUGAGGUGUUUAAUGAGAACGUAUCAUUGCUUGGCUUUGGGAAGCCCAGUGUCUUGACGGAAUAGGUUUAUUUCCUGUUCAGGGACUGUGUGGAUAGUGUGUUUGUGGUCUUAAAAAAAGAGGGGUUUGAUUCCAGGGCCCCUACAUUGAUCCUGAUGCUGACCCCCGUGGCGUCAUGAUUCAUUUGCCUUCAGUAGAGGUUUCCUAUGGAAAAACUGAUUCUGCUUUGGCUUCCUCUUCAGGGUGAUGUACAGUGUAGACACAUUUCUCCAGAGAGCUAUAUUGUUAUCAUUUGUAAACUGAUUUCUACUUGUGACUUAAUGAGGAGAGGUUUAGCCUGGGGCGGCCAGGAAGAGCCCAUUUGAAAGAUGUUGUUCCGGGCCGCCUUGGGGGAAGUUACUAUAUCACUGUACUGUAUGGCAAGCCAAUUACAAAUGGAGACUCAAUCCGGACACUUAUUGCCUUCUUAAAUAACUUUUCACUUACACACAAACAAAAAUAAUAACAUGGCAGACAUAUCAGUUGCCAAGGGGUGUGCCCGAGGUUUAUGACAUUGUUCUGCCAAUAUACGGUCGUCAACAACAACAACAACAACAACAAAACCAUUCAGCCUGAUUGGCUCAAAACAACCUUGACUGAAGCAGCAGACAUGGUGAAAUAUAUCUGAAAAAUGGCUUCAAGCAUUUGAACUUCUUGUGCUCAGUUGUGUCUUUUGGGACAAUAUUUGAAGCUUUUUUUUUUUUUUUCAGCUAUAAUUUUGCCCACGUCUGGCAGGGGGUCAACAGUGGUUAAAGGGCCGCUGGUUGACAGACAGUUGACCGGUUCAGCGGUGCGGCUGACAAGAGAAGUCUGUGUGUUUUGUUGUCGAUCACGAGGCUGGUUCAAGAAAGAGUCCUCACAGGUUUUUACAUUUAACAUGAUAGGUGCAAGCUGUGCAACUUUACAUUCAAACCAGGAGACUCUGUGGCAUUUUAACAGUCAAGGAAACGAGUGAAAAUCCACGCCAGUAAAACUAUUCCUUAUUCCUUUUUAUUUCUGAUGACAUAAAUCCUAUACAGUCAAAUGUUAAGCUAGUAGAGUGUGUUACUUUGUGCUACUAUUGUCCAAUAAAAGCUAAGUGGAUCCAUAAAGCUCUUCUUUAGCAAAUCAGGGUAAUAUCGUUCUUCUAUCUGACAUAUGUGAUGACAUAUAAAAUCAAAAGAAAAUAUAUUUAUGUAUUCCAAUUAUUGUCGCCAUUCUUUACUCUGUACAAAAUAUUUUGUGUGUGUGUGUGUGUGUGUGUGUGUGUGUGUUAUGAAUUAUCAAUGUCAAUCAAUAUAGUGCAAUGCUCUCUACAUAAACUGAAAAAAGGCCAACAGACUUCACACACACAAGAAUUCACAAAGUUUCUCCGCUUUCUCCAAAUCGGUAUUUCCGGAUUUCCUGCCGUGAUCCAACUGGGGUUUGUCAAAUGGUGCUGAUUACUUUUCAUUAUUCAAGAAAUAAUCCAACAAUUAAAAUGGCAUCUGUAGUCAGAUUUACUCACAAAUAACAUGCCCAUGUGUUUAUUGUUCUCAAUAACUGUCAUCAGACCAGACACCCCACCCCCACUCCCCACUCCCGAUCAUUUUCAUCGAUUCGAACUGUCUCUGUUGGACCAAUCAGAGGAAGAUUCACGCUGAUUCUUGCUCUAAACAACAACAGAAUGGCGAUUUCUGUAUUAAUGACUUAUAUGAGCAUUAUUGUUAAGCAUACAAUUCUUUUGUAAAAGUCAGACUCAUGGAUUUGAUAACACUGCCCAAAGUCAUGGAGGAUCUUUAUUCCAUUUGAGAGGUACAAAAUAUUCACCAGAACUGCAAAAUAAAUGCACAUAUUCUGGUGUAAUAGGACAUUGUUUUUGUUGAUUUAAAUAGCAAGUGCAAUAUCCUUAUAAUAACACGAGGAAAUAAUUUGAUUCAACUUGUGCAUUCAAGAACAAGCUCCAGAGGAACUAUUCGGUAAUGCUUCAUUUUAUUAUUGUUUCUGUAAUUUUCGAAUAAUUUCUAAAAAGUUUCCUUGAAAGAACUAUUUAAUUUGGUAAUGGGGAAAAUAGGUGUUUCAUUGAUACACUUCCAGUUAAUCAAUUCUAGUUUUAGUCAGUGCAAAGCAGGUCAGCUGAACAUGCCAAUAUUGAAUGAAUAUUUACAUGGGUUUAAAGCUGCACUAAUCAGUAUUUCUGUAUAAAAAUGGAUAAAAUUACUACGUGUAAAGUGAAAGGUAUUGCUCGUAGUAAUGAACCCACAGAGAAUUAAAUAGACUCUGCAGUUCCCCUCAGCUCUACUGAGCAUUUUAGCCUCUUUCAGCUCAUUGUUUUGGUUUUACGGCCCACUGUACACUACCUGUCCAGCACCAAACGGCAGACAGAAAAAGUUAGCUGCUAGCUGGUGAACAUAGUGAAGCAUUUAGUUGGUGGAGACCAAAACAGAGCUAAAAGAAGAGUGAAUAUUGGACUUAAAUUCACCAGUUGGCUAGACACAAGACUCCAAAUGAACACCAAUGUUUGCUAACAUGUUCACCAGAGCAACUUCAAAAUAUGUCAAUGUUGUGUUCACAGCUUGUUGUGGCUGUAACGGAGUAGUUCUUUCAAGGAUAUUCCUUUUUUCUCUAUAUAAUUAGUACCAAAAUACACAAAGUAAUUGUUUCCUAGAAACGUCUUAGGAAAUUAUGGAUCUGUAAGAUAAGCGUUACCAAAUAUUGUUGUCUCAAAAAUUUGGGCUGGUUAAAAAAACUACAAAUUACUUCACCUCCUACUGGCUGUGAUGUCAGAUCUCAGAGUCUAGCUUAGAGUUUCUACGGAGGCUUUUAAAAUGUUUCCUAUCUUGUUUGAACCCAUGUGGGCUACCCCUGUUGCUUGUAAAAACACCUCAUCUUCAGAGACUGUAUGCUUACAACCCUAAACAUUUUUUCUGUGUAAAUUAGAUAAAUACAGAAAUGUACUCUGUGACAAAAAAAUGCAGUGGGUAUGAUGUUUCUGCAUGCCGAUUCCCUGCAUAGCACUGAGAGAAUCAAGUGACGUCUGGAGUUCUUCGCAGAUUGGGAAAUAAUUUGGCCAAUCAUCAGAAAGUGUCUCCAUUGUCACAAAGUUCACUCACUGUACUCACAGUUGAAUGAUUUCUUACUUGCUGCUAUAGAAUGAGCACAAAGAGACUUUAGAUUUUGGUUUAGAGUGUCCAUGACACAAUUACAGUAUAUUAUUACCACACACCCUGUUUUUUUUUUUCCACACCUUCUUUCCUACGACCAAAAACCAACAGUGUUACUCACCUUGCACUUGGUUUUUACAUAUAUAAGGAAAAAAAAUUACUUUGAAUAUGAUGCCUGCUGAACCAGGUGCCUUAAUCAAAUAUAUGAUAACACAAAUCUGCACCUUCUGUCAGUCUGGAGGGGGUUUCCCUACAGAAAUAAGGGGCUGGGUUUCCCAAAACCUAAACUUGAAGUACAAAAAUGAAAUGAAAAACCUCAUUUAACCCCAAAUCAAUACAUUUUGUAUAAUAAUCAGCCUUUAACAGCAGAUAAGAGCUGCUAAUUCUGCAUAGGAUUUCCCUUUUAAAGUAUUACUGAAGAAGAGCAUAAAUGACAACUUGUGAAUUGAAUUGACGUUGUUUUGGGAAACCUGGUUCUGUUUUUAACUUUUUCUCUGCCCACUACGCCCACGUUAUUGUGUUUUCUGUAUUGGCUACUGCUGUUAUCACCGCUGGUGUGAUCGUGUAGACAAGAGCAAACUUCCACUGUGUCUGAGGCAGCGGGAGACUUGGGCCUGCUUUUUACCUAUAGUCAGUUACAAUGCGCUCUUCUUCUGUGGUUUCGACGUGUGUUGUUGCCUCUUGAGACCUUUUUGAGAAAGGAAAAAAAAAAACAAAGCAUAAAACAGAACCUUUCGUUUCUUAACUUUGCUAUUAUGAAGUGCCAGACCCUCCUUGAAGUCAGUGUUGACACUGGGUCACAGGUUGCAAAUGAAGCGACAAACUGAGCAUGGAGGUAAACUGUGGUGCUAAUCUGUCUGUGGCUGGGUGCUAACAUGGCUGAGUUAAAAAGCUGUAUUAGCCAUAUUAUUCCUUCUGUUGAUGAGUCUGGUCAGUCUCGUGUUUCUGACUGCUGCACUGCUGUAUGCUGACAUAGCGAGGUAUAACUCUGCUGCUGCUGCUUUGCUGAUGAAUGUAGACUAGUCUUCCUCAGCAGGAUCAUACAGACAGACGUGAGACGUCUGGUGGUUGCUUUUCCUGUUGUUCUACUUCCUGUUAGACUUUUUUGUUUGGAACACAGAGGGAGACUCUUGUCGUCCAGGAUCCAGAAAGAUCAUGAAUGUCGUGUCUUUAUAUGGCCGCUUGUAUGUUUAAACCUUUUUUUAUUAAUAUUAUGGGUUAAUAUUUAUGCUCUGACUCAAAUGUUGCACAUUUGAAUUUGUUUUUCCUAAAUUAUAUUUUAUUGCCUUUCUCCCUGAUCUCAGUGUUCAUACCAUUUCUUUGAUAUUUAUUUGUUUCGUCCUGUAAAUUAACAUGUAAAGGAGACAAUUUGUUGAAACUAGACUUUAUAGCUUUUCUAUUGAAGCAGGCUUCACCAGGAGUCAGAGACUUCACAUGAGACUGACAGACACGAACCAAAGUCACAAUGAAACUGAAAGUCCCUGUGUCAUUAUAUACAACUAUUUGACAAUAAUUGACAUAAUAAUUACAAAUUGUUUUCAAGCAUUUUUACAUAAACAUUUGAUUAGAUUUACUCAUCGUAUAUCUUUAAGAUUACCUCAUCGUGUCCCAUAAAUAAGAUUUUUGUACAAUCCUGCCACUGCACUCUGGAGAUGCAAAUGGUUAUAAAGACAAUCAUUAAUUAAUAGAAUGAAUUAAUUAGACAGGAAAGAAUACAUCAAUAAAUAGAUCAGAUUGUAAAACAAUUUGGUUUGACAAUAGAAACAGAUUAGUAAGAGACAUUUAAUAAAUCAGUUAAAUGGAUUUACAAAUAGCUAAAUAAAUCAAUAGAUACAUUAAUUUAGAUCAAUAUCUAAAAGAGACCAAAUGUUUAAAUCGAUAGCAAAAUCCAACUAAAACAAAAGACAAAAUGAAUAAUGCAGCUUUUAAUAGGGACAUAAAAAGAAUUAGCAUUUUGAUUUGCUGAUUUUUUCCUAAUUUAUUCCUUUUGCAAAAGAGGCUAUUAUUCAAAUGACCCUUGCUAGUAAUGUGUAAUGAGAUUCAUCAAGACAUCGUAUUGGCUGUCAUUUGACUUGUUAGCGGCGGGCGCCUAUAUGCAUGCACGUAAUUGAAACUUUCAUGUUGCUCUGCAUAUUAAAGGAAAUAUUUUGACCAUUUUAGGAGAUGCCGUUUUAGAUUCAGUUUCUUGCUGAGAGCUGGAUGAGAAGACAGCCAGUUAGCUUAGCUUAGCAUAAUGACUGGAAACGGCGAAAACAGCUAGCCUAGCUCUGUCCAAAAGGUAAAAGUCUAAAAUUCACUAAUAAAUACAUUAUAAUUUGUUUAAUUGGUAAAAAAAAAAUAAGUGUAGAGACGUUUUUACAGGUACCGGACGCGAUAUUUUAUAUCCUAGGAUGGCAAAGGCAGGUAAAAAUACUGCUUUUAGUGGCUUCAGUUAUUUCUGUCUGUUCUUGCCUUCCUGUCCUUCAGUAUCCUAUUACUUUAUACUUUCUCUAUAUGCCAGUUAAAGGAAACAAGAUGCUCUCAGAUCUGCAGUUUCAUUGUGACGUUGAGUAUUCAUCUGUGAGGCCCAUGAAGCGUUCUGUCAUUGGAGGUUUGACGCAGUCAGAAGGGGCGGUAGAGCCCUAAAACAGGCUCAUCGAGUCAGCAAAGAGAACCUCACCUUGACACAACCCUUUUGUCACGACUCUGGACCGAGGUUCGGGUGCUCUACAGCCACUGAGCUCAGGUUAGGAGUCGGCUCACCUGCUCUCUCAAACUUUGGUGGGGAAAAUUAUAAAAUUUGAUCAGUUUUCUAGGAAAACAUCACCACUGCGCCAGAGAUGUUUCGCUCCUUCUGGGUGCUUUUUUUUUUUCAGAAGGGCUUUGGUUCGCAGUUGUCUUGUCAGGGAGCCCCUGAGAUUAGCCAGGGGUCACUAAAGGCUGGUGGGCAGAGACCCCUCACCCUCCCCUGCAAUGAAUGAUGAGGGGGAGUUUAUUUCCUCUUCUGCAGACUGAUCUUAUUAAAGCAAACGACAACAACCCACCCUAGUUGAUAAAAACAAAACCCCUCUUUUCCAUAUCUACACACGUCCAACUCAUCAUCCAACACUGCAAUGAUUUACAUCUCCCUCCAGACUUGCCAAAACGCAUGGAGCGAGAGACAACAAAAAGAAAAUGUUUAUCCUUAUGUUCCGGGGAUUUUUUUGUUUGUUUAUUUGUUUGUUUUUCUUCAAUUUUGAUAAUAAUGACAGACAGUAAUAUUUUAUAGGAAAUCCAUACAAGUCCAAAACAUGUAGAGGAUGUGGGCGGUAUUGGUCAUCCUGAGCUCCAUGACUACAUGCCAUUGUUAUGAUGCUUCGGGUCUUGUAUGGUAACUUAAUUGAUUAGAUCAAAAGCAUGGGAUCUUUCUGUGGUUAGUCCUGUGUGUGUUCCUCUCCCCAGUCUCAGUAGGAAGGCUGUACUUCAUUGCUAAGUGCUCUAUAAUAGAUCUCUUGGUGAUUAUAAUUUCAUAAAGAAGCAAAACCUGCAGAAAGUGUAUCCUGCUGAAACUAACUUGAUCCUCUCUUUAGCAAUGACGUCUAUAUUUGUAGUUCACAUAUAUGCCUGUUCGAAUACAAUAUCUUGACAGUUGUUAUAUUUAUGUUGUGUAAUAAAUGUCGUGCUGGGUUUAUACUUUUGUUUUAUCUAACUUUUUCUUUUUGUUUUACAUCGUUUUUGGGUUUUUUUUCUUGGAGGCACAGUGGGUGGCUUUAUGCACAGGCAUGGAAAUCUAAAAGAUGUUUUUUUGUGGUUUGUACUGUAACAACUCAUUCUGUUUCAGAGCUUCUGACAGUUUUUGUCUCUGGCUGCUCGACAUCCUGCGGACACCUACCCUGAAUCUCUGUUGUGUUAUUGUGCCUCUCUAAUUUUCUUUCUUAUUUUUUAAAUCAUUAUUUCUCUGUUGUAUCAGCCGGGAGUUGGUACCACAGCUCUGCUUGUAACCACAAUAGUCUGAUUAUGUUUAUUGAUUUUAAUAUCAAAAUAAUAAACCAUUAGCACCCCA